This is a messenger RNA of Penicillium cataractarum, 1416 nucleotides long. RefSeq lists its product as uncharacterized. The record is from RefSeq and is a predicted model, not a curated record. Bases 1 to 1416 code for a protein of 471 amino acids. Gene Ontology annotation, biological process: transmembrane transport. The transcript is spliced from 8 exons. NCBI's taxonomy places the organism in Eukaryota, Fungi, Ascomycota, Eurotiomycetes, Eurotiales, Aspergillaceae. Gene Ontology annotation, molecular function: transmembrane transporter activity.
AUGGGGUUGUAUAAAAGGAAGAUCACUGUCGAGGACAGUGCAAUUACCUCGGCCGUCCACUUGACGCUGCGACAGUCCUUGCUACCGAACGCACUGGUCACGAUUCUUUUCUUUCUGUGGGGCUUUGCAUAUGGGUUGCUGGAUACCUUGAACUCGCACUUCCAAACGACCUUGAAUAUCAGCGCCACCGAGUCUAGUGGCCUGCAGGCUUCGUACUUUGCCGCCUAUUUCAUCUGCCCGCUGACAAUCUCUGGUUGGAUUGUUCGCAAAUAUGGAUUCCGAGUUACAUUCAUGGCUGGCCUUGCCGUGCUUGCCGUCGGAUGCCUUUUGUUCUGGCCAAGUGGUGUGAAGAGAUCAUUUGGUGGAUUCUGCGGUAGUAUGUUUGUCGUCGGGGCUGGCUUGUCAACCCUGGAGACUGCAGCUGAUCCCUUCCUCGCCAUUUGCGGUCCGCCCAAGUAUAGUGAAAUCCGACUGAAUCUUGGACAAGCCGUACAGGGUGUUGGAACCUUUGUUGCUCCCCUCCUGGCGUCUCGUGUCUUCUUUGCCAACACUGUUGACACUGACGCGGGAUUGAAGAAUGUCCAGUGGACCUAUCUGGGAGUUGCCUGCUUCGUCGCUCUGCUAGUCAUUCUGUUUUGGCUCGCUCCGUUCCCUGAAAUUACCGACGCCGACCAAGAAGCCUUGGAAAGCCAGAUCGUGGACGGGAAUGAAAACACCGGUCCCUUCAAAAAACAGUACAACCUGUUCCUCGGUGUUUGGAGUCAGUUCUGCUAUGUUGGAGCACAAGUCGCUGUUGCUGGGUACUUUAUCAAUUUCUGCAAAGAGGCUGGCAAGACCUCUGCCGAAAGUUCCGACUUGCUUGCUGUGGCACAAGGACUUUACGCAUUCAUGCGUUUCGUGUGCUCUGGCUUGAUGAUGUUACCCGCAUUCAAGCCUCGCUAUAUGUUGACUGUGUUUUUGUCACUUUGUGUUGUUUUCACCGUUGCUGCCAUAACGACCCAUGGCCACACUUCUAUCGCGAUACUUAUCCUCGUCCUUUGCUUUGAAUCGUGCUGCUUCGCUACCAUCUUCACCCUGGCUCUUCGAGGCCUUGGCCGCCACACUAAGCUUGGUGGCUCCAUGCUCGUUGCAGCCAUCUCGGGCGGCAUGGUCUUCCCUCCGAUGACGGGGGCUGUCGUGACUCGAGUCAAUGCCCAUACCGCCAUGGCUAUUCCUAUGAUGGGUUACAUACUUGCCAUGAUUUUCCCCAUCUACGUGAACAUUUACAAGAAGGACAGCAUGGAUCUCCAUCGCAAUACCGAGGUUAAUGUGAAGGUGCCAAGUGCUAAGGAGCUAGAGCUGGAAGGAGGUGCCCACGGCAAGCCCACUGCCGCCAAUGUGGAGGCAGUGGAACCCCGGGAGACUGAAAUUUCAUAA